This is a messenger RNA of Wasmannia auropunctata (little fire ant), 7758 nucleotides long. RefSeq names its product cingulin-like. The record is from RefSeq and is a predicted model, not a curated record. Lineage: Eukaryota; Metazoa; Arthropoda; Insecta; Hymenoptera; Formicidae. Gene Ontology annotation, molecular function: protein binding. The coding region runs from base 786 to 7286 and encodes 2166 amino acids. The transcript has 7 exons.
UAUAUAUCUUUCUCAGAAGCAAUUAUUUCAAUUGUAAAUUUACAUCUAUAUUACAUUAAUUAUAAUUUUAACGUCUACGAUUUUUAGGGGUAAGUUUAUUGAUUUUGCAGGUUUCAUAAUGCUGAAAUUCAUAAUAGAAUUUCCGAGCUUGCAUAAAACUUACAUGAGCGCAGUUGUCGCAGUUGCAUUAUUAAAUGUUCGAUAUUUCCGGCCGCGUAACGGGUGAUCGUUUGCAACCGAACCGUAUCAGUUGCAACGUAAGACCAUCACGGAAGGCAGAGAGAGAUUGGCGACCGCGCGCACCGUGUUUACACGGGCCGCAUUAUUAUUCCAUUCGCUUUGGCCCGCUUCCAUAUUCUAAGCCGCGUAUAAUUCCGCGGCGGAGUCACGUGGCCGUGCGCCAGGGCAAACUAAUCAAUGGACAAGCCAUCGACCAUCGCGGCGACGAGGCUGGUAUCGGCCGAUUCAGUUGUGCCACGGGGGUGCGCUCGCUCGGUGCAUGGUGGCAACCCUCCCGUUUCGUUUCCCUCCUCCAGCAGGUACACCCGGUGUUUCUACGACGUACGAAAGACAGCGAUAUAUUCACGACAUUGCUCCAAUUUAGGUUCUCGCACUUCGACAGAACGCAAAUGCAAGAAUUAUACUGGAAGAGUCUUUGAAAAAAAAGAUGCAGUAUUCUACGAUGUAUCGAUCGUCGCAGUGAAGGAAAUGUCGCCGGGCUGCGAAAUUCACGUACAAGAUAAGGAAAUAAUCGGAAGCAUUAUGAGAUAUAGUAAAGUGGCACGAUGCUAAGUCCGACCCCGCCGAUCGAUCGUUCCAGCCUGUGUCCUGGCACAGGAUACCUUAUCGCGCCGCGGGUGCCUCACGGUCUCGCGACAGUAGUCGAGGGUCUUACGAGGGAGGUCCUACGUCACCGUCCCGAAGACAUAUACAUUUUUGCGGCCCGCCACUUCGAGAAGCUGCUGAAGCUGCGGGAGGAGUACCAUGUCGAGGAGUAUUGCAAUCGUGAAUUCAGCCAUGAAUGCAGUCGCGAUUUUAAUCUAUGGCCCGCCAAGGCAACUCAAAACAUCAGAAAACUUUCGAACGGCGGUUGGUCCCUGGAGAAGGAGAUCGAGAUCUUCGAAAGGCGCGAACAGGUAGCCGCUGAUGCGGCUGAGGAGAGCCAGGAGGACGUCUCCACUGACAGAGAAAGUAAAAAAACGUCGAGGCAGACAUGCUCGAAAGGCCCUGCGACUACGAAGAAAACCUCGAAGAGGUCGAAAGACAACGAGACAACGUCGGACGCUCGCGCGACAAGAAUCAUUUCGCAGAUGACCGCUCUUCAUGGCCCUGGCAAGAAUAUUCAAGCCAAGGAUAUCAAGCAGGAACUCAGGAAGAACAAACUGAGUGGCGAGAAAUCGAAGGCGGCCGACAGUGUGGAGAAAGGGAUUCGAGGCGAUAGACGACCCAGGACAAGGGUUUCCAAAACGGAUAAAGGGUCUGUAGAGGAAGUCGAACGUGCCACGACGACGACGACGACGACAAGCUCGAGAACCUCCGCACGGAGACCAUUGAAAAAGGUGCGCCGGAUCGAGACAGAGUCCGAGACUGAGACGGAACGUGAAGUCGCGGCCAAAGUUGGACUUGAAGAUGCAGGACGCGCGAGAUCGAGCCGCGAGGAAAUCGCUCGGACCGAAAGCAGGGAGAGAAAAUCUGAAACGCGGUUCUCCGAACAUUCCUCCGCGAGGAAAGUAUCGUCGAGAGCGCUCAGCAUGGAUCGCAUCAGGGCGUAUGUGCUGCGCAAAUUCGCGAGCACCGCGAGCCUGGAGGUGCUGCGAUCGCCUACGUACGUGGAGCAGGUGCAGGAGGUGAUCGAUCGCGCGGCGCCGAUCAUCAAGGAGAAGCUAGAGGAAAUUGGAAGACCGCGGGGAAAGCGUUCGAGGUCUGUCGAGCUUGCCUGGAAUGAGGAAUCGUUUCCUUGGUACGUUCGAGAAGAAAGGAGACACGGCGAUGAAGAAGAGAGCGGAAGAAAUAAAAGUGGAAGCGGGCUGGAGCGAAAAGUUGAUAUUGUGAAGAAAGAGGAGAUGAAGGAUUCUCUUGGAAGGAACGAGACGAUUCCGACCGUCGAGAAAGAGGAAAAGAAAUCAAGGAGGCGCAGUGUAGGAUCAGGCAAAAAAUCGCGAAGGCGCGAGAGUGGUGAUUUCGGGGUCGUCGAUCAAGUCGACGACAACUCGAAGCAUAGCAACAUGGAACACGAGUCCGGCGCAACGCGCGACACCUUGGAAGCGAGACUGACCGCCACGCAGAGCAUCCUGGAAGGUAUCUCAAAAUCAACGUCCGAGUUGGGCGGUGCUCGCAGAAGCGAUCCUGCCGGAAAUGAACCGUCGGAAUCGGAAGUCUCCGACCACAUAAAUGUCGUUUCUCUGCCGGUCGUAAGGCCGCCCUCUUCCAGGAAUUCCAGGAGCGCCGCCAAGAAUGGUUCGGAUAGUCUGACGCUACCGCCCAUCUCACCGGAAGCUCCCAAAUCGACAAAGAAAAAGGAUGAAUUGUCCUUACCGGUUUUGUCGACGGCAGCGACCAACAACGGCAAUCAUUCCGCCAGAAAGCUUCCGCAGGAGCAAGAUGUCUCGAAGGACGCGGAGGAGGCCUCGACGAUGCACGACAUUACGAGUGAUAUAGAAGACAUAGCGGUCCUUCCUGAAAACGGUCACGAAGAUGCGAUUAUAGAUGUGACGCAGGAUUCUGGCAGUGAUCUACUAUCUGUUAAUAAAGAAGAAGGUGAGAGAGAUGAAGAUGUGGACAAGAUUUUCGACGACAAACGCGGAAGUCUCGAGGAGUUUGAAGAAUUAGAGAAAUUUGAAGAGGGGAAGAGAUCGGAGGUCUUCAGGGAUAGUUUAAACGUUACACCGGAAGUGGCUGACGUACCGCUAAGGCCAGACUCAUUGGAACCUGAUGAGAACGAAGUCAAGCUUCAAGAUGAUAAUGCGGAUCCUGUACGAGAGAAUACGUUCGAUAGAUUGAAAGAUAAACUGAUCGAGAUCGAGAUGGCGGAACGCAGUAUUGAGAAAGCGUUGGCUUGCCAACAGGUCGCGACGUGUGACAUUGGCGAAAUGACGAGCCAAGUGGAAAAGUCGGUGACUGACGGGAAGAUAAAUGAAGCGGAAAAGCCGACUAAUGAGGCGGAAGAGACUGUGAGUGAGAUACGAAAGUCGACGGACGUGGGAAAAAUACCGAUAAAUAAAAAUGGUGAGGAAGGGAAAAAGAAUUAUAAUGAUGAAAAAAGGAAAUCGAUGAAUGAGGAGAUAAAAAAUGUAGCAGAAAUAUCAAAUAAAACGGAAGAUUUAAAUAUAGAUGAAAAAUUAACAAAUAAAGCAGAAAAAAUGGAAAGUGAAAUAGAGGGAUCGACUGAUAAAAUAAAAAAUUUAACAAAUAAAACAGAAACAACGAAUGGAAUUGAAAAUUUGACUAUCGAAAAUGAAGCAGAAGGAUUAAAGAGUAAAGGAAAAAUAUUAAAGAACGGAGGAAAGGCAAUUGAUCAAGAAGAAGUAGCAGUUAAGAUUCAUGUAAAAAAUCUGCAAUCUGCAAAUCCAAGAUCGCAUGGCAAAGAUUCUCAGAUUACUGAAGCCGUCGAAACGGACGGUGAUAAUGCAAUGACAUCGAAAAAGAAAACUGAAAAUACGACGAAUGGAUUUUCCAAGAGCGCAACUUCUGGAAGUGCUGCGAUUAAGAGCGAAAGCUCGAAUCUUCCGAAUGAGAGCAGCAGUACGAAAGCACGGAAGAAACGCGAGAGCGACAAAUUAGUGAUGACGCCGCUCUCUUUAGAGCUUCCAUACUCUUACGUUCUCAGUGAAGGUUCUCCCUGCGAGAUCCCCGACUCCGUGACGACCGUGAUCAUUCCGGACAGGUCGUGUCUUUCUCCCGUUACCCUGGAGGACGAGGAUUAUCAGCUUGACUCAACAAAUAAAAAAAAGGAGUCAUUUGCACGCUUCGAUAUGGCUAAGGAGAUUUCCAAGGACGAGAGACAGGAAAAGGAUCAGCAUGAAUACGGCAUGGAAGUUUUUGGGGAAUAUAUUCGACCGGACUCUGCCGGUCUGCCCAUUGAUACCGAUUUUAUGCGUGGCGCGAAAGGGAUGAAACCAAGCCAGGACAUAACGAUCGUCCAUCAGGACUUGGACAGGAUCAAGGAGGAAGGUGAAGAAGAGGAGGAAAAAGAAGAACGAAAAGAGACAGAGAUCUAUCAGGAAAAGAAAAAUGAUGAAGAAAAAAAUGUAAAAGAGGAAGAAGUGAAAAAGGUUUCGACGCUGGAAGACAUCGUGGAACACGAGGAGAACGAGGAAAUUGAUGUAAGGACAAUUGGGUCUAAGGACGCUGAAGAAAUUACUUCUUCUGACGUUCUCGAGUACGAAUCCUUGCCUGAUACCAGGGAUUUAACGAUCGACACUAGUUUGCCAGCCGAAAGAAAAGCAGACGUCGGGACAGACUCCAGAAGCCUGCUGGAGAAUUCAUCGGAAGAGAGCGGGAGUACGCAGGGUACCCACACAACUACGUCGAGCGACGCGAAGGAAAGCACCGUGAGCAACCGAUCGAUCGAGAGUCCGAGUCCGGGUAGACCAGUGGUACCGGAACUAAACCUGGAUUCGCUUCAGGAUAACACAGUGUCGUCUUUCAAGAUGACGGCAAACGGAACGGAGAAGGAGGACAACGGCAGCCCUAAGGAGAGCGAUGCCACUUCCCUCGUCGAGCCGUUGAUUUCGGAUGAGAGGCUGAUGAAUCGGUUGAUCGAUUACGAAGAAGAAAUUGUCGCUGAAAAGUUGACAGAGAGAGACCUGCAGUCAGAGGCGCCGGAGGCUGAUCAAUUAUAUCGUGCGGAACACGUGGAAUACGAAUGGCUGGAGAAGGAUCCGUUGUCUGAGGAAAUCAACUUGGAAAAUGAAACAAUAUUUCAGGAGGGUAGUAUCGAUUCGAAGGCUUUACCGGAAGACGCUGUGCGAGCCGAUUUGCUUUUGCCGGAGAAAGCGGAGGCGGAGGAAUUAGGAAGCGAGGAAGAGAUCGCAAGAGAAUUGAUAGGCUCAUUGGAUAAAGAUAUGCAACUUCGCGCUGAAGAAUUGAAUUUGAAAAAAGAAUCUGUAGAUACUGAAAAGUCUGAGAAGGACAAUUUAGAAAUAGACGAUAAAUCUAAUCAACCACAAUUAUUGUCCGCAUCUAUGCAUUCAAUGUUAGUUGAACGGGAAAAAAAGGAACAUGAAGAUUCUUUAGAUAAAACAAUAAAGAUUGAAGCGGCUAGUGAAUUAUCAGGUGACGUAACGAAUAUCAGCCAAGAUAGCACGAUAAUAGACAAAGAAACUGGAAAAGUUAAAUCGGAAAUGACAAAAAAAGCACAUAUAGAGAAGGUUGCACCUUUAGCAGAAUUUGAGCAAGAUAAAUUAUUAGAAGAAAAUGGUAGUUCUGAGACGGUUGAUGAAAGAAUUAUAAUUGAUGAAAGUAAGCCUAAUAUUAUUGAUACUGACCACACCGUUAUUCACGAAAAAUUUGAAGAUAAACAAACGAGUAUUAAAGAAGUUCCAGAGAGCCAAAGCAGCGACAGUAAAAUUGAAGAAUCGAAUAGAAAGCAGGAAAAAAAUGAACUAGAAGAGUUGCAAAAUCAGAAAAAACACGACCAAGAAAAAUUAGAAGUACACGAGGAAUGCAAGCAAGAAAAAAUAGACAUUCAAGAAGAAAUCGAGCAGGAAAAAUUAAAAAUUCAAGAUAAGGAUGAUAAGGAAAAUGUAGAGAUAGAGGAACAAAUUGUAAGUGUGAGAGUAUUACCUUUAGAAACAGAGUCUAGAAAAAGCUCGAUAAACGAAUUGAUGAAAAAUGUUGAACAUGAGGAGAUUAAACCAGAUAAUGAAUCCAUCAUUGAAGACCAAACAGGAAAAGAUGUGAAAAAUGAGAAGGAAGAGAAAAGUGAAGAUCUUUCAGGGAAGGUAGAGAGCGUCCAUGGGCCAAUUACAAGCGCGAUAUCGGAACAUUCGGUGGAAGACCAUUCCCGUUUCGGAUAUUGGACCACGAUGACGAAAUCGUCGACCGUUGAAACGGUAAUCGAAGCUUUCAAUUCUAAUACGAGUACCGACGAGAAGGCGGACAUUGCUGCUGAUGCGCCAGAAAUCAUCGCGGACGAAUCGCUUAUUCAGAGGAAAGAUGAUUUCCACUCGGCGGUUAUAAAAAUUCAAGCUUGUAUCCGAGGAUUUUUAGCGCGACGCCGCGUACGCAGAAGUUUGAACUCAGAAUUUAUUUCUAACAUCGUUCCAUCGACGCGGAAGACCGAUCGUCUGGUGGUACCGCAGGAUACCUCGAAUUUGCGAGAAGGCAGACGUCUUCGACGAGAAGAGGCUCUGCGAAAUACCACACUCUCGUUGGAGAACGCCUUUGCGACUGGUCGGCUUCAACAUACCGGCGAGUUUCACGACUCUGUGCCGUUGCUUCCUUUCGAUCUGACGAAUAAGACUGAUUCAGUCACCUCGAAUGAUUCUUUGGAUGAAGAAAUUAAUGUAGAAGAAGCUAAUCCACCUGAUAUUGCAAAAUCUAGCGACAAGCUAGAGAGUGAACCCGUUCGCGACAGCGAACAUCGGACGAAUUUCCACAAAGGCAACGCCUUCGUUGAUCCCACCUUUCCGAUCAUGAUGCAUCUGCUGACGGACGCGUCCCGCCGCUUCGCGGUCGGUCAGAACUCCCAUUCAGGUUUUAAUCCAAGUACUGGAGGAGCGAAUCCCAUGGAACCGACCGUAGACAUCCUGAUGCUGGGCUAUCCGAGAGACGACGAAAAUCAAUACUUGAAUUUUAUAACCAGCGUCGAGGAUCUAAAUUCCAAUAUGGAUUCCUUGACUCUGGACGACGUGACGAGGAGCGCGAAGAACACCGACGACGCUCGUCUAUCGACGACCUCCGGCGAGGGUAGCCUCAUGGAGCCGUUGGCUCUCUCGGGCGUUUCUCAGGGCGUCGUGAUCGAGGAGAUGACCAGCUUAGAUGAGCUCGUCCCGUCGGAGUCGACGAAACCGUCGACCGCGCCGAAGACCUCGCUGGAUACAAAUAGCUCGAUGCCAUCCGAGGAAUGUGCCCCCGAGGACACGAAGGAUGAUUUAGGGGUGUCUGCGAGUACCACGGAUGCAACGGAAGACCGGAAACAAGCAGAGGCUGAAGGACAAGAGUCUGCUCGCAACCUUGAGACCGUCGGAGAGAGCGAUUUGCGUAGCGAGGAUGCGAAUAAAGAAUCCAACGAGAUCUCUCGCGACAGACGCGAACACGUGGAAGGAGAGGACGAUAAAACGUGAAUCAUAAAUUCGUGGAGACAUGUGGGUUGGUAUAAAGCAGGGCAGGAGUCGCGAAUUUUAUGAUCGGUCAACUGGUUCCUCCAAUUAGAAUCGUCGUUUGCAAAACAAUGACCGUUAUAAUUUCAUUGCACAUUAGAAUAUUUUUACAAGAGGCACUUGCGUUUUAUAUCAUUCUUAACUUGUAGGAUCCAGAGUGCCUGUUUUUGACUCGUUUAUGUCGAAAUAGAUAGACGAUACGAGAAGGGUGUCUCUCAGGAAUAGUAUUAGUGUACACGAAAAGAAUCAUUAUACACAUAACGCUUAUUGUUAGUUAUUAAUUUGUAUGAAGGAAAUAUAACGCGAAUUUUAGAAUCGCAAUUUCGCUACACGAUACAAGCGAACGGUCUCUCCCUGCUUUUUACAUAGUUUGAAGAUAUAUUGUAUAUCUUUCUAUACGCAAAGAGCAGCAAAUAAAUUGCAUAUGUAAGAUUAA